Cooperia oncophora is the source of this 381-nucleotide messenger RNA. Lineage: Eukaryota; Metazoa; Nematoda; Chromadorea; Rhabditida; Trichostrongylidae. The record is from the annotation of a GenBank genome assembly.
AUGGCCGAGAGACACCGCGCUUUUGUAUUCAACUCGACGAACGACGUCAUGGUGGAUCGGGUUGGCGUAGAGUAUCUAAUUGACAGGUACAGUACAUCAAGACGAAUCCUUGGAUGUCGUGUACUAAGGCAUGGUACAGUUGUGCGAAAUCCAGCUUCAAAAUGGUACCUCUCAUCCAAGGAAUACAAUAGCUCUGACCUCGGAACUUAUUGUCAGGGAAUGGCCUACGUAUUUAGCGGCGACCAAUUACGGCAUAUGCGUGAAAACAUCCCACGAGUACAAUACUUAUGGGUGAGUUCAAAGACUUUCAUCGUUGCGUUCAUAGUAGCGACUGCGACUAGGCGUAGAAAUCAGUAUGCACAAAUCACCCUCAUCAUCUGA